Drosophila sulfurigaster albostrigata is the source of this 1340-nucleotide messenger RNA. RefSeq lists its product as uncharacterized. NCBI's taxonomy places the organism in Eukaryota, Metazoa, Arthropoda, Insecta, Diptera, Drosophilidae. The transcript has 3 exons. Bases 136 to 927 code for a protein of 263 amino acids. The record is from RefSeq and is a predicted model, not a curated record.
AAUGUGCUCUGACACCAGUCUAUAUACAGCUAUUGUUCAGGUUGGCUGCUUCUCAAUACUGUCAGCUAAGUUUAAGUAAAAAGUAAACUAGUAAAUUAUAAACAGAAACACGAAAACAGUUCAUUACUGUUGAUAAUGGCUGAAGAGAAGAGUGAUAUUAAGAUGUGGGCAGCUUUAACAGCUCAAGUUAGUGUGGCCUACUCGAUAAUCUGCAUAGGAGUCGAAUUCAUCACUGCGGCGGAUCUUUUCACAGACGUGGGAAUGUUGAUCACAUGGUUUGCACUCUACCUUAUAAAUAUUUGGAUAAACCUGGUAUUUUCGGGAAAAAGCAGCAAUUGGGGAAAGAGCGAUAUAGUAAUCUGGUUUGGUAUCACGUCAUUGAUAUUAAUCAUUCGACUCGCGUGCACUAACUACAGCCACUUGAGUAUUGGAGUCUGGGUAUUCACAAUUAUUGUAAAUAUUUACAUGCUAUUUGUUCUUUUUGUAAUAAUAACAUUAAGUAACAAAAUGGAUAAUCCAACUACAGACAUCAGGAGCAGCUUAACUUCUGACCCAGAUAAUAAUAUAAUAAUAAGUGCGACGGCGGAUGAAACUAAUAUUGAUGAUCUGUCAGAUAAUCUUCGUUCCGCUAUAGGCUCAUAUCACUCCAACUUACACAAUGAUUCUCCCAGUGGUGGUGUAAUAGGUUCAAGUUCUAGUAACUUAAAUUGUGAUUCCCAGAUUGUUUUUGGUACAGCUCCAACUUUGGAUGACUUAAACGACGAGUUCCAAAAUGAUUUAGCAACAGCACCAAGUUAUGGCUUAUUAAACACUGAUUCUCAGAAUUUGGCCAGAUCAGGUGAUAUUCACAAUAUAUUUAAUGCAAGUGAUCCUCCUCCAAGCUACGAUGAUGUUAUGACUCCUAAGAAUGAAAAAGAAAAAGUAUAAAAUUAUAUAACAUAAUGUUGAUAUCACAACAAAUCAAAUAUAUUUUUGUGAAUUGAUUUAAUAAUAAUACGAUAAUAAUAGUAUUGGAUAGGCCAAGAACAACAAUGAACCUCAAGGCGAAAGAAGCCAUCUAGGUAUUUCUAAAAAAAAAUGAUCCAUAAUUAUAAGCAUGUUACUUAAAUUCCAUAAUGUCACAGUGAUAAGAAUUGUAAUGCUGGUAAAGUUCACUGUUGACAAAGAUAGUGCAUAAUCAAAUUAUAACGAGUUAUUUGUGAAUACUCAAGUACUACCUCAAUCCACUUAUCAAGAAUAAUUUUCUAGAAAAAAGACAGACACUCUACGUUUGAGUAUAAUAACUAACCUCAGGUGACAGCUUUAGAUGUGAUGUUACAAAAGAAUGUCCAAAUUUGUAA